AUGGAUGCGCCUCUCUCGUCGACCUCGUCGGUGGAGCUCGACACGCCCCCGGCCACGGAGAGCGAGUACGGCAGCGGUGCCACCGCAACUGAGGAAAGGAGGAAGAAGAGCAAGAGCAGCAAGAGCAAGAAAAAGAAGAAGGUGAAGGAGAAGGAGAAGGAGAAGAAAAAGAAGAAGGGCAAAGACAAAGAAAGCAGCGACCCCUCCUCUUCCUCGUCCUCGUCCUCCAUCACGACAACCAAGAAGAAAACUCGACUGCAGAAGAACAAGAAGGAGAGGCGAACAAGCGAUGCAGAUUCAAAAGUGAGCCAGGGAGGAGGAGGACCCUCGCUGAGCGCCACGUCGUUGACGGUGGUCGCCAGCCGAGCGGGUGGCGUCGGCGGCACUUUGAAGAAGGACCCCCACCCCCACCACCUGGGCGGCCUCCACCCGGUGGCCCCCGCGGCGGAGGACCAGGACUACAUGGACAACCACCACGAAAUCGGCAUCAAGGAAAUACUGGUGGUGGAGAUGCUGGGCGAGGGCUCUUUCUGCAACGUGUGGAAGGGCAAAUGCCGCGGCAAGGAGGUGCUCAUCCGCAUCCUCAAGCUUCAAUCCAACAGCCUCAGCCACAAGGACAUCAGCGAGCUGCGCGAGGAAGUAAAGCGACUCAGCAAAAUUCGCAACCCGCACAUCGUCUUGUUCAUGGGCGCCUGCCUCGAGCCGGGCUACUUGACGCUGGUGACCGAGUACAUGCCGUCCAACCUGGAGAUCAAGCUCCUGCGGGACCGCGACCGAAAGGACAUCACCCCGUACCAGCGCCUCAAGAUGGCCAAAGACGCCGCCCUCGGGAUCCAGUGGCUGCACAAGAUGAACACGCCCAUGGUCCACAUGAACCUGCACCUCUCCAACCUCUUGGUGGGCAACGACGGGAUGGUCAAGAUCGCCGAUUUCGGGUUCCUCAACAUGCGCCGCAAGUGUGCCGGGCGACGGGACCUGGCCAGUUUUGUGUACAUGGCUCCGGAGUUUCUGCGCGACGGGACCAAGAGCGAGAAGUGCGACGUCUAUUCGUUCGCCUGCUGCCUUGCGGAGAUCCUCACCGGUGCGUUCGACACCACCACUACCGCGCGCGCAAUCUUCGGCCUUCUCCGCGAGCGUGCUCCCCGCGUCGAGGUGUUCAAGUCGCUCAAGCGCGAGAUCCUGUUGUCCAACCAACCGGAGGUCGUACUGUACGACAAAAUCGUGAUCAGAGGAACACGACCCAAAUUGUCGGCCGACCACGUCCCGCCACCGCUGGCGGCGCUCAUUCGCCGAAGCUGGUCGCCCAAGCCCGAGGAAAGGCCCAAUUUUGAUGAGAUCAUCAACGUCCUCGACACCGCCAUCAUCGAUGCCGUCAUCAACGACAACGCUGGUCGCGCGCUGUGGCGGGACAAUUUCACGGGCCGCACGAGAGUGACGUGGGAGGAUUUCGUGGCCGCCCUGUGCGGCAUGUUCAUGAUCCCCCUGCCCGUCCUCAACGAUGACAAGAAGCUCGACGUACACUGGCGCUGCCUCAAGGCCCUCCUCGUCAAGGGCGGCAUCGACGACCCCGAUGGCCGUCUGAUGCAGGGCAGCGGGAUGGUAACGCUGGAGAGCUUCGGCGGCAACCUGGCGUGCUUCGGACCCCUCAUGAACCUCAUGGGCGUCGCCUUCCUCACACGAAUCCGGAGCGUGGUGGAGCUCGAGUGCUUUCACGGCUACAUCACCCCGGAGAUGGCCGAGGAGCGGCUUGCCGACCAGCAGCCGGGCACCUUUCUCCUCCGGCUGAGCUCGCACGCGGGCAUCUUUACCGUGUCCGUAGUGACCCGAAAGGGGGUGGAGCACAAGCGCAUUCUCUACAAAGCCACCAGUGACUUUGGUCCCGUUUAUCUGUACAACAGCUGCCCGCAUCGAAGUCUGAACGACCUGUUGCGAGCGGAGAGGGCCUCGUUCCAGCACCCGUUCUCCUCGUCGCGCUACAAGAAGCUGCUCGCGCUCGAUGUGGAGGUGGGCAGCAGUAGUGGCGUGCCGUCGCAGCGACUCAAGGCCGACUACCUCAUCCCCAACGGGUGGGACGACGACCGCUCCUGA
Molecule: messenger RNA, 2088 nt
Organism: Acanthamoeba castellanii str. Neff
Lineage: Eukaryota; Discosea; Longamoebia; Acanthamoebidae
Product: protein kinase domain containing protein
Exons: 15
Coding region: 1-2088 (695 amino acids)
Biological process (GO): protein phosphorylation
Molecular function (GO): ATP binding; protein kinase activity
Source: RefSeq, a predicted model, not a curated record